AUGAUGACCUCGUCGAUGCUGGCCGCUGGCCGUGCGAUGGGCCGCUUCGCCGCCCCGAAGACCAGGACUUCGACCGUGGCGUCCGCCACGAAGAAGUUCACCGUGAACCGCCACGUCGAGUUCGGCGAGUCCAUGGCCCUCGUCGGCUCCACGGCCGAGCUCGGCGAGUGGGACGUGGCCAACGCGCUCGCCAUGGAGUGGAGCGAGGGCGACAACUGGACCGCCGAGGUCGACAUCACCGACGACACCGAGAUGAAGUGCGUCAAGAUCGCCGGUGACACCACGGAGUGGGAGGAGGGCGACAACCGCUUCGUCACCGAGGACGGCCCCGCGGCCUUCGAGAUGGUCUUCAACGAGACCUUCGCCAUGCCGCGCCCCCAGGAGGAGCCCGUCGUCGCCGAGGAGGAGGAGCCCGCCGUCGAGGAGGUCGAGACCGUCGCGGAGGCCGAGCCCGAGCCUGUGGUGGAGGCCGUCGAGGAGGAGGUCGCCCCCGUUGUCGAGGCCGUCGUCGAGGAAGUCGAGGAGAUCGUCGAGGACGUCGUCGCUGCGGAGGAGGAGGAGCUGAUCGAGGAGGAGGAGGAGGAAGAGGAGGAGGAGGAGGAGGAGGAGACGGCUCCGUUCUCGUUUGGCAUUGGCGGCAAGGGCGCCACGGACAAGAAGGGCCCGUUCGGGUUCUUCAAGUAA
Messenger RNA from Pedinophyceae sp. YPF-701, 684 nucleotides. Lineage: Eukaryota; Viridiplantae; Chlorophyta; Pedinophyceae. The record is from the annotation of a GenBank genome assembly.